Messenger RNA from Phymastichus coffea, 3130 nucleotides. RefSeq names its product nucleoredoxin-like. Lineage: Eukaryota; Metazoa; Arthropoda; Insecta; Hymenoptera; Eulophidae. Bases 628 to 2118 code for a protein of 496 amino acids. The transcript is spliced from 7 exons. The record is from RefSeq and is a predicted model, not a curated record.
GGAAAACAAUGUUUCGUGUAUCGGUUACAAUAAACACAGCGGAGAUAGAGACUGUUCGUAAGUGCGCGAACGAGUCUUUUGUUUGGCGAAAAGAUGCGCUUAACGGCACUCUUCUGCGGGUAAUUGCUGCUUUUCGAGUAGCCGAAGUUGAGAGUGGCCCUUAAUUGCAAACAUCAACGCAUUCGCUAUUGUCAUCGUCGCUGCAUGACCGUGAAAACACACUCGUUUGCGAAACGCGCAGCCAAGUUGCAGAAAGAAAGAAGUUGUCGACGGAGUCGAGUGGAUUUUACACGAAUCCGUCGGCAGCGGCCUGGCAGGUAGAGUGUGUAAAAGCUCGGCGACGCGCAUUCCAGAGCAGCGCGCGCACUCACCGACGGCUCGCCACUUAUAUACACGCGUUCCCUUCGAAUUGUCGGUCCAUUACUCGCUCGGCCGGCCACAUCGCACAUACGGUAUUGCGCGUGCAGCGCAUCGCGCACGAACCACGAACCGAAAGGGCCCCGCGCGGCGAGUACAGAAGCGCCGCCGGCGCGCCGCCGGCGCGCCGCACCGACUCUGGAGCCUGGUCUGGCUCUAGCGCGACGCGCCGGAUAGCGUCAGGCGGGCAGUCGCGCGCCGUGCGUCGUCAUGGCCGCUUGUUCGGCCGGCAGCGACGACAAGCCGACCGCGAUGGCAAGGUCCGAGCAGCUGACGGGCAGCAGCAGCAGCAGCAGCAGCAGCAGCCGCAGCAAGCCCUGGCAGCAGCGAUUGCUCGGCAAGCAUCUGGUGCGCUGCGGCGACGCCGAUCGGCCGGACGCCAGGCUGCUCAGCCACGAGGCCACGCAGCACUGCCAAGUGCUCGGCCUGUACUUCAGCUUCGUCGAUCCGGCCGCGAGCUGCGACGAGUUCACCCGUCGCCUGGUCGACCUGUACUCCAGCGUCAACGGCAGCGCCAGGGAGGAGCAGAACGGAGUGGCCGACGGCGAGCCGAGCAGCAGCAGGUUCGAGGUGAUACACGCGGUGCUUUGGACUAACGUGCAGGACGUGCUGGACCUGGGCCAGAGCUUUCGCCACCACGUGGCCGAGCUGCCUUGGCUCGCCGUGCCUAGCGACGACUACGAGCGCAAGACGCGUCUGACACGAAGGUACCGCAUAAAGGCGGGAGUACCGACGCUGAUCCUGCUGGACGGGGCGACGGGACAGGUGUUGACACGGGGUGGAGUCGAACGUGCCCUUGCUGAUCCAACUGGUCUGAGCUUCCCAUGGAAUCCACCCCAUCCUAAGUCCAACCUCGAAGAUGGUCCGCUGCUACCUUGCGGCGGCAGCCACAGCAACGAACCUAUGCUGCACGAAGAGCUACGUCACUGCUACAAAGGGGUCUACUUUAGUGCGCAUUGGUGUCCACCCUGCAAAGCUUUCACGCCACAAUUGAUAGAGACGUACCAACGUGUGAGGGAGCGUGGCCACAACUUCGAGGUGAUAUUCGUCAGCUCGGAUAGGAGUGAAGAAUCAUAUAAGACCUACACAGACACAAUGCCCUGGCUGAGAAUACCGUUCGCGCAAGAGGAAAGGCGGCAGAAAUUGGCAAGAGCCCUCGACGUCCAAGCCAUACCAACUCUGGUCAUUCUCGAUCCACGCGACAACAUAAUCACCCUCGAGGGCCGUACCGAGGUCCUUGAGGAUCCCGAGGGUCUUAAUUUCCCAUGGACGAGUCGACUGGUGAACAUCCUCACAGAGAAAUACGCGACAUCUUUGCACGACGCCCCAGCCAUUAUCCUGUUUGUCGAGGGUGAAGACUGCGAGAUACAAUUUGGCGAGAGCGUUCUUUUGCCGGCCGCCGAGAUGUACAGGCGCGACCGGCCGGACUACGACCCUAACUUCGACGAUCCAGACGACACGCUGCAGUUUUACAUAGCACUCGACUGUGAAACUUCGGACAUAUUACGGGAAUUCGUCAGUCUUGACGAUGCGGUUCCACUGCUCACGGCUAUCGACAUACCUCGAGGAGUUUAUGCAGUGAUGGAGGACGGCGCAGAAAUCACGGUCGAGUCGGUGCAGAAGUUUGUAGAAGGUUACAAGAAUGACAAACUGACAACCAACAAAAUUGCAGCUGUGCAUAAAAACGUCAAACCCGAGUGAAAUAUCGAAAGCAGUUCGAGAACGAUACUCAUUUUAACGAUACUGUCUUUAUGUGAUAAUCGCGGCAAAUGCACGCAGUACCCUCUCUUUAUGUUGUAUGUACAAAGCGCUACUUAAUCGAUGCAAUUAUCAUAAUCUUUUAGUAUUUGCGAUUUUAUAUUAUUCGUGUUGCUCUCCCAUCGGUAUAACUUUUUCAUUGUUCUUUGUCUGUAGCUGUUACAAGUACACAAAUUCCAUGGAUCCUCGUGGCUAAUAGCGUUUCCAUUUGAUAAUAUUCAUAUACUAAACUUGCAACCAUAUUUUAUUUUAUCAGAUGAGCAAAAAAGCAACUCUGGUUGCGGUUACGAGUCGUUACUGUUAACGAAAAUCAUCGAUGAGGAAAAUCAAGAGAGUUUAUUUGAAAACUAGGCCUUUCAGCAUAAAUCGGAAUAUUUAAUAAAACUGCCUUUCAAUAUUUAAUUAUAAGUCAAUCAUUAUUAUGAUAAAUGUCUGUACUUUUUCGCCAAUGCAAAAUCAAAACAAGAAACACUUCAAUUCAAAGUCUGUCUCUAAAAUUUUACGCGUCAAUGUAGUCGUUAAUGUUUUAACACGAUUGUAAAUUUAAAAAUGUUUCUGCAUGCCGAAACAUUUUUAUUUCAAUGAAUUCAAUAUCUUCAAAUUAAGAUUCAAACAAAUAUUUAUCAAGUCUAGCUAUUUUUGAGUAGGCCAAGUUUUGAUGAAAAACUUAUAUAUUUGUUGAUGAAAUGUGCAGGAAGAAUAUUAGAAAAAAAAACUGGAAAAAGAGUGAUUUAAACAAUGAUACAAUAAAUAAAUUUACUAUUAAUAUAUUACAAAAAUAAACAACCGCUCAUUAAAAGAAAAGGAAAUGAAAUGGUAGAUUGUAUUCAUGUUAAAGCCAAAUAUCUUGUAAUUCAAUUUCUUUUUCGAAUUGUCAUCUUUUUUAUAAUUUUGAUUUCCAAACAUUUAGUGUUAAGUUCUUAUACACAAUUAAGUAGGCACUUAAUGUUAUAUU